Messenger RNA from Harpia harpyja (harpy eagle), 1032 nucleotides. RefSeq names its product SRY-box transcription factor 21 (gene SOX21). NCBI's taxonomy places the organism in Eukaryota, Metazoa, Chordata, Aves, Accipitriformes, Accipitridae. Gene Ontology annotation, biological process: regulation of DNA-templated transcription; cell differentiation; anatomical structure morphogenesis. The transcript has a single exon. Gene Ontology annotation, molecular function: RNA polymerase II cis-regulatory region sequence-specific DNA binding; DNA-binding transcription factor activity, RNA polymerase II-specific. The record is from RefSeq and is a predicted model, not a curated record. The coding region runs from base 102 to 953 and encodes 283 amino acids.
GGAGGAGGAGGAGGAGGCGGGAGAGGCUCCCGGAGGAGGCGGCGGCGGCGGCCGCCGGCGCGGGGCGGGCGGCGGCUCGCCGGGGCGGCGGGGGGGACACCAUGUCCAAGCCGGUGGAUCACGUCAAGAGGCCGAUGAACGCCUUCAUGGUGUGGUCGCGGGCGCAGCGGCGCAAGAUGGCCCAGGAGAACCCCAAGAUGCACAACUCGGAGAUCAGCAAGCGCCUGGGCGCCGAGUGGAAGCUGCUGACCGAGUCGGAGAAGCGGCCCUUCAUCGACGAGGCCAAGCGGCUGCGGGCCAUGCACAUGAAGGAGCACCCCGACUACAAGUACCGGCCCCGGCGGAAGCCCAAGACGCUGCUCAAGAAGGACAAGUUCGCCUUCCCCGUGCCCUACGGGCUGGGCGGCGUGGCGGACCACGAGCACCCGCACGGGCUGAAGGCGGGCGGGCUGCACGGCGGGGCGGCCGGCGGGCUGGUGCCCGACUCGCUGCUGGCCAACCCCGAGAAGGCGGCGGCCGCCGCCGCCGCCGCCGCCGCCCGCGUCUUCUUCCCCCAGUCGGCCGCCGCCGCCGCGGCCGCCGCCGCCGCCGCCAGCAGCCCCUACUCCCUGCUGGACCUGGGCUCCAAAAUGGCCGAGAUCUCCUCCUCCUCCUCCUCUUCCUCGGGCUCGGGGCUGCCCUACGCCUCCUCGCUGGGCUAUCCCGGCGCCGGCGGGGCGGGCGCCUUCCACGGGGCCGCCGCCGCCGCCGCCGCCGCAGCCGCCGCAGCCGCCGCCGCCGGGGGGCACACGCACUCGCACCCGUCGCCCGGUAACCCGGGCUACAUGAUCCCCUGCAACUGCAGCGCCUGGCCCGGCCCGGGGCUGCAGCCGCCGCUGGCCUACAUCCUCCUGCCGGGCAUGGGCAAGCCCCAGCUGGACCCUUACCCCGCAGCCUACGCCGCGGCCCUAUGACCCGCGGCCGGAGGAUGCCCGCGCCGAGCCCCGGCGCCCGUCCGGAUGGGUGCCGGUGCAUACGUGCGGCCGGGGAGGG